AUGGCCUCCGCCGCGAAGUUCCUCCUGGGGCUCGUCCUCGUCCUCGCGCUGGUGCUCGCCGCUGUGCCGGUCAUAUCCGGCUACGGUUGCCUCGAUGACUGCGUCGAGCGCUGCUCCAACGGCAAGAACCUCGAGUCCUGCGCCAAGAUGUGCGCCGAGGCUUGCCUCUCCGCCGCCGUCAACCGCUGA
Molecule: messenger RNA, 189 nt
Organism: Spirodela intermedia
Lineage: Eukaryota; Viridiplantae; Streptophyta; Magnoliopsida; Alismatales; Araceae
Source: the annotation of a GenBank genome assembly